Myotis myotis is the source of this 4288-nucleotide messenger RNA. It is a transcript of the gene RBFOX1, whose product is annotated as RNA binding fox-1 homolog 1. Gene Ontology annotation, molecular function: mRNA binding. Gene Ontology annotation, cellular component: nucleus; cytoplasm. Lineage: Eukaryota; Metazoa; Chordata; Mammalia; Chiroptera; Vespertilionidae. Gene Ontology annotation, biological process: nervous system development; regulation of alternative mRNA splicing, via spliceosome. The record is from RefSeq and is a predicted model, not a curated record. The transcript is spliced from 18 exons. The coding region runs from base 49 to 1671 and encodes 540 amino acids.
UGCUGGGUCUUUCUUUUUCCUCAAGUGCAGGCAGAGUCCCCGGGAGCCAUGGCCAGCCCUUCCGGCAGCCCUGAAGACAAGGGCAAGCUCAGAGGCAGGGACGGCCGGCAGAGGCGGGAGGAGGAGGAUGCCCCUCCGGAGGAGAAGAGGUUGAGGCUGGGGCUGGAAGGAGGAAGCGCAGCUCAGGAGGAGGGAGAAGACGCUCCACGCCUGGGCAGGGAAGAGACGGGCACCCAGACAGGUGUCGAAGGCAGAGGUGACUACGACCCUGAAAAUUCAGCCCUCCUCUCCAGUGCCAGGAACAGUCCGCAGGACUCGGUUUCGGCAAGCCUGGCUGCCAGCAACGCCGAGGAAACUGCUCAAAGACCUCAUGCGAGUGGAACUCACAGCUUCCUGGAUCCGGCUCAGCAUUCAGAUAUCAAAGCAGACUGCAAUACCUGUGCGGAAAUAGAGGACAGAAAGGUUUCAAGGCAGCAGAUGAAUUGUGACAGAGAGCAGCUAAGGGGUAAUCAGGAAGCAGCAGCUGCCCCUGACACAAUGGCUCAGCCUUACGCUUCGGCCCAGUUCGCUCCCCCUCAGAACGGCAUCCCCGCGGAAUACACGGCCCCCCACCCUCACCCGGCGCCAGAGUACCCCGGCCAGACCACCGUCCCCGAGCACACGCUAAACCUGUACCCUCCCGCGCAGUCCCACUCGGAGCAGAGCGCCGCGGACACCAGCGCGCAGACCGUCUCGGGCACCGCCACACAGACAGAUGACGCAGCGCCGACGGAUGGCCAGCCUCAGACACAACCUUCUGAAAAUACAGAAAACAAGUCCCAGCCCAAGCGCUUGCACGUCUCCAACAUCCCCUUCCGCUUCCGCGACCCGGACCUCCGACAAAUGUUUGGCCAAUUUGGUAAAAUCUUAGAUGUUGAAAUUAUUUUUAAUGAGCGAGGCUCCAAGGGAUUUGGUUUCGUAACUUUCGAAAAUAGUGCCGAUGCGGACAGGGCGAGGGAGAAAUUACACGGCACCGUGGUAGAGGGCCGUAAAAUCGAGGUAAAUAAUGCCACAGCACGUGUAAUGACAAACAAAAAGACUGUCAACCCUUAUACAAAUGGCUGGAAAUUGAAUCCAGUUGUGGGUGCCGUCUACAGUCCCGAAUUCUAUGCAGGCACGGUGCUGUUGUGCCAGGCAAACCAGGAGGGAUCUUCCAUGUACAGUGCCCCCAGUUCACUUGUAUAUACUUCCGCAAUGCCCGGCUUUCCGUAUCCAGCCGCCACCGCUGCGGCCGCCUACCGAGGGGCGCACCUGCGAGGCCGUGGCCGCACCGUGUACAACACCUUUCGGGCCGCGGCGCCCCCGCCCCCCAUCCCUGCCUACGGAGGUGUUGUUUACCAGGAUGGAUUUUAUGGUGCAGACAUUUAUGGUGGUUAUGCUGCAUACCGCUACGCCCAGCCUACCCCAGCCACUGCAGCUGCCUACAGUGACAGUUACGGACGAGUUUAUGCUGCCGACCCCUACCACCACACACUUGCUCCAGCCCCCACCUACGGCGUUGGUGCCAUGAAUGCUUUUGCACCCUUGACUGAUGCCAAGACUAGGAGCCAUGCUGAUGAUGUGGGUCUCGUUCUUUCUUCAUUGCAGGCUAGUAUAUACCGAGGGGGAUACAACCGUUUUGCUCCAUACUAAAUGACAAAACCAUAAAAACCUUCCAAUGUGGGGAGAAAGGAAGCUUUCCGAGGCCUGGGUAUUGCAAUACAUGCAGUAGUGCAUCAUUUUAGCAACUCUAAAAACUAAAAAGAGGAAAAAAAAUUACAUUUUUUAUCUUAUACCUCAGAUAUUUUGUUCUGUGUAUUUUACUAUUGUGGGUCUUUAAUUUCUGAAGGUUCCGUAGUUUGGUUGCUGGCUGUAGGAGUUUUGUUUUUUGUUUUUUUGUUUUUUUUUUUGUGGUUGACCUAGAGAGAUGCUAGCUAUGAAUAAAAACUGGUUUAGGGCCAUAUCCAGAGUGCUUUAUCAUGUAAAUGAAUUAUAUAUGCUGAAUAGUAAGCUACUGGGGUUAUCAGCUGUUCGGGAAGAGUGUAAGUGACUACAGUAGUCAUUUUUUCUGCAUCUGCAUUAUUUUAUUUUAUGAAAGGGGAAAGGUGGGAGGGACUUAGGGGAUUGGGACUGGGGUUCGACUGAAAGAAAAAAAAAAAUAGUAACUGAUGAAUCUAAACGACCCACUGCACCAACGAUCAUAUAGCAACGGUUCUAAGUUACUCAUUGUCCGUUCAGGCCAAAGGUUAUGCUGUUAAGGGGAUGCUUCUAGCAGCCCUUGUGCAUCCAAGUUGAAUGAAGCUGUGCAAACCCACCCUUUAACCUUUCCCCCUGGGCAGUAUUCAGCUUCUUAACCAGCCGCUAGUUAUUUAGGCAAAAACUGCUAGUUAGGCCAUCAACAAGCAUUCUUUUUAUAUUUCUUCCAGUAUAAUAAAUUAUUGAUAUCAUUGCUGACUUUUAUAUUAUGGGAGGGAAAAAAAUAACAUUAAUAAAAAGGUGAUAAAAAGCACUGUUUCUAUUUUUUUCUUUUUUUCCAAAAAAAGAAAGUAAUAAAAACUUAAAUUCUUUGUACCAGUUAAAAAAAUGUAUAAAAUUUACAUCUGUGCAGUGGAGUUGUUAAGUUCUAGAAACAGUCUAUGAAGCUUUAGUUUUAGCCUAGUAGAACAACUGUUAGAGACAGACGUAUAAUUUUUAUGGAAUUACAUGAUAAUCAUAUUCGGAUUUCUAGAAGCAUUUUACAAGUAUUGCAAUCAUUGAGUAGAGAUAAUCAUGGUAUUUUCGUCAGCUUGGUACUUUUUGAAACAUGACUGUGUUAUGUGAGCAAGCUGCAAUUUUUCAGUCUGUGAGAGCCUGCCCACUUUCCCCCCACCCCACCCCCUAUUCUUCCUGGUCACAGUGAUGAUCUCAAACCGGUAACUUUAGUUCUGUCUCCAAGGCCCAGGACACUUGUCAGAAGGAAGCAAAAAUGUAGGUGUACCCUCCUCCUCCCUGAAGAACAAAGCCCCCCCACCUCAGAAGCAGGGCCAGAGCGACACACACGGCUGAAAAAUUGCAGUUUGUCCGGAUUACUUCUGUUUGAACGCCUUCCAUGUUGUCCUGUUUACAAGUUAACCUGAGUUGGGGUAUCUGUCACGGGUCUUCCUGUUUUUGUAUUUAAAUGAAACAAACAGCAGCAAGCUGUCCCCAGUAGUUUUGCUGCCCUAGUUAAGUCUUCAUGUGUACAGUGCCGGCCGUCUGGCAAGCACUUUAGUAAGUUAUCAACUCACCGCUGUGAACCUGCCAAUCCGCUGUAACAACUCUGCUUUCAAACAAAACCAAACAAAACUUUAAAAAAAAAAAAAGUGUUUGUGAUCCAGCAUUCUUGUCAUCCUAUGUGCAUGCAGUAAGAUCGGUUGGAUAUUAAACCAUCAAUAAAGUUUCACAAGAUUUGAAAACCAAGUUUCUGUAGCUUCGAUAUCUAAGGCAGAUGACGGUUGUCUUGAACCCAGAGAGAAAGGGGGGAAACCGCUCAGCAGCCCAAAGCGUAUCAGACGUUCUUUUCCGCAGGCUUCUCUGGGUGGGGGUGGGGAGGGGAAGAGAGGUGUUUUAUAGCAUCACUAAGGCAUUCCCAUUCCCCCACCUGGGAAGCAAUGUGAUGACAGUUGAUGCUUUGAAAGGCAAGGAUUUCUUAAAAUACUAUGGCAUCCUACCCCGGAGGGGAGAGAGAGAAAGAACAGGGGGCCAGGGAGAAUAAACAGAUUUCUCCCAAUUGCCUCAAAUUUCACACUCCAGAAUUUGCAUUGUAUUUGGAAUCACAAACAUAGAAUUCUUACUGUGUUGGUUAAAGUAAAAUUAAUUUGCAGUUUUGAUUUUCAUUGAUGAGCUGUACUUUUCCCCCAUGACUGUAUGUAGUUUUAAUAAAAUCAUUUAGAGCAAGUGGGUGCCAACUGAGGUUGCAGAUCUUCUGUCUAGGCACUCCUCCAAGAUGCCAACAAGUCAUUUUAAAAUGUAUGUCAGAGAUGUAAACAGACAUUUUGGAUUUUUUAAAACAGUAUUUAUUUGGAAUGUUUUCAUUUAUCUAAAUAACUAUUGCUAUUAUGAAUUAUGAAAAAAGAUUAAUAUCAUGUGUGGCCUAUAGUGACUUCUUAACACACACAUCACGCAAUCUGCAAACCCAGAAAAUGUGUAUAUCUGUCUUUAGAAAUUAGUGUUUAUAUCACUUACAGUGGUUUGUGAAUAAAGAAAACUGGUUUGUAAUAUCAAAAAAAUAAAAGCUUAGUCUGAAAAGGUA